AUGGCAUGGAUUGGGGGCAUCAUCCAGCUGGUGCCCUUCCCAGAGGAGCUGAACCCGCGCGGCCGCAACGUGUGCCGUGCUCCCGGCUCUCAGGAGCCCACGUGCUGCACCGGCUGGAAGCAGCAGGGGGACGAGUGUGGGGUCGCGGUGUGCGAAGGCAACUCCACGUGUUCGGAGAAUGAGGUGUGCGUGCGGCCUGGCGAGUGCCGCUGCCGCCAUGGCUACUUCGGUGCCAACUGCGACACCAAGUGCCCGCGCCAGUUCUGGGGCCCCGACUGCAAGGAGCUGUGUAUCUGCCACCCGCAUGGGCAGUGCGAGGAUGUGACAGGCCAGUGUACGUGUCACGCGCGGCGCUGGGGCGCACGCUGCGAGCAUGCGUGCCAGUGCCAACACGGCGUGUGCCACCCGCGGAGCGGCGCGUGUCGCUGCGAGCCUGGCUGGUGGGGCGCUCAGUGCGCCAGCGCGUGCUACUGCAGCGCCACGUCGCGCUGCGACCCGCAGACGGGCGCGUGCCUGUGCCACGCAGGCUGGUGGGGCCGCAGCUGCAACAAUCAGUGCGCCUGCAACACAUCGCCGUGCGAGCAACAGAGCGGCCGCUGCCAGUGCCGCGAGCGUACAUUCGGCGCGCGCUGCGAGCGCUACUGCCAAUGCUUUCGCGGCCGCUGCCACCCUGUGGACGGCACGUGCGCCUGCGAGCCUGGCUACCGUGGCAAGUACUGCCGGGAGCCGUGCCCUGCCGGCUUCUACGGCCUGGGCUGCCGCCGCCGAUGCGGCCAGUGCAAGGGCCAGCAGCCUUGCACGGUGGCCGAGGGCCGCUGCCUGACAUGCGAGCCAGGCUGGAACGGCACCAAGUGUGACCAGCCAUGCGCCACCGGCUUCUACGGCGAGGGCUGCGGCCACCGCUGCCCGCCGUGCCGCGACGGGCAUGCCUGCAACCACGUCACCGGCAAGUGCACGCGCUGCAACGCGGGCUGGAUCGGCGACCGGUGCGAGACCAAGUGCAGCAAUGGCACUUACGGCGAGGACUGUGCAUUCGUGUGCGCCGAUUGCGGCAGCGGCCACUGCGACUUCCAGUCGGGGCGUUGCCUGUGCAGCCCCGGAGUCCAUGGGCCCCAGUGA
Messenger RNA from Puma concolor (puma), 1119 nucleotides. The record is from RefSeq and is a predicted model, not a curated record. Lineage: Eukaryota; Metazoa; Chordata; Mammalia; Carnivora; Felidae.